Messenger RNA from Phalaenopsis equestris, 784 nucleotides. Its product is annotated as myb-related protein 2-like. The coding region runs from base 302 to 784 and encodes 160 amino acids. The transcript is spliced from 6 exons. The record is from RefSeq and is a predicted model, not a curated record. NCBI's taxonomy places the organism in Eukaryota, Viridiplantae, Streptophyta, Magnoliopsida, Asparagales, Orchidaceae. Gene Ontology annotation, molecular function: DNA binding; DNA-binding transcription factor activity.
UUGAACUGUUAUUUUUGUUUCCAAGGUUCUAGAUGCCAAAAUACUGCAUUAUAAAGAUUACCCAAGUGAAACUCCAUCACCAUGAAAGAGGUUGAGCCGUUCCAGAGCAUUCAGAUUGAAGGAUGUUGAAAUACUAGCCUUCAGAUGUAAUAGUGAGCCAACCGAACCAGAGAGACCUAUCAUAGAGACAGCUUUGGCAGAAGCUCAAAUUUGUGAGGUAGGAGAUAUCAAUGAUUUUAUCCUCUAUUUUAAGCCUAUACCUUUUAACUAAUCUGUGCCCCAUAAAAUUAAUGAGCAGGACAUGUAUCAUUCUCUGAUCCACAACAAUAGCAACCUCGAUUCCUCUAGGACUUCCUUUCCUUCAGAAAGGCAUUUGUUUAUGCAAGCAGCAAGGGGUUCGGGAGAACCGGGACUGGUUCUCUCUACUGAUGCCAAGCCUAGACUAAAAUGGACUCCUGAGCUCCAUUCGAGAUUUGUAGAGGCAGUGAAGCAACUUGGAGGAGCUGAAAAAGCCACACCAAAAACAGUCAUGAGGCUCAUGGGAAUCCCAGGAGUAACUUUGUACCACCUUAAAAGCCACCUUCAGAAGUACAGACUCAGUAAGAACAUAUUAGCUCAAAGUAAUGGUGGGACUGAAAAUAAUGUGAAAAUCCCUACAGCAGCAUUGGACAAAACCUCAUUAGAAGGCAAUGGAUCAUUAGUUAAUAAUAUCAACUUUGGGCCCCAUAAAUAUAAAACGAUGCAGAUAAGUGAAGCACUGCAGAUACAAAUGGAGCUAAAUUAG